Protobothrops mucrosquamatus (brown spotted pit viper) is the source of this 1845-nucleotide messenger RNA. Its product is annotated as E3 ubiquitin-protein ligase TRIM39-like. The record is from RefSeq and is a predicted model, not a curated record. Lineage: Eukaryota; Metazoa; Chordata; Lepidosauria; Squamata; Viperidae. The transcript is spliced from 5 exons. Gene Ontology annotation, molecular function: protein binding; zinc ion binding. The coding region runs from base 16 to 1305 and encodes 429 amino acids.
GCGGGAGAGGCAGCGAUGGCGACCGCAGCGUCCAUGCAGGAUUUGCUGGAAGAAGCCACCUGCUCCAUCUGCCUGGAGUAUUUCCAGGACCCCGUGCUCAUCCCGGAGUGCGGCCACAACUUCUGCCGGGGCUGCCUGACCCGCAGUUGGGGGACGUCGGAAUCGGAGGCUUCCUGUCCCCAGUGCAGACAGACCUUCGGGCCCCGCAACGUCCUGCCCAACAGGCAGCUGGCGCGGGUGCUGGAAAUGGCCAGGCGAUAUGGAGGCCCUUGGGGCGAGGACGGAGGGAGCCUCUGCCCGAAGCACCGGGAGCCCCUCAAGCUCUUUUGUAAACACCACGAGACCCUCAUCUGCGUGGUCUGCAACCUAUCCCAAGAGCACAGGGGCCACUUGGUGAUCCCGGCGGAGGAGGCUUUCCAGGAGUACCAGAUCAAGGUUGGGGAUUGGCUGAAGGCUCAGAAGGAGGAGAAAGAAAAAAUAGCUACAUACAAAACGGACACAGAGCAAAGAGUUCAGGAGAUGCUUGACCACAUCGAAAAAGAGAAAAAAAAUGUAGUGGCUGAAUUCAGAGAACUACAACUCUGGUUAGAAGGACAGGAGAAGCUUAUAUUGGCUAGAAUGGAAGAGACAGAGAAGAAGAUUAUGGCAAUAAAGGAGAAGUUUUUGGCCAAGCACAUGGAGGAACUGUGCUCUCUUGACGAUCUCAUCCAGGAGAUAGAGGAGAAGCAUCAGCAGCCAGCCAGCAAACUCUUAACAGAUACUCUGGAAAGUGGACUUCAACUCCAGGAAGUGGAGGUAAUUCUGGAUCCAUACAUAGACCAUCCUCGCCACGUUUGCAUCCCCGAAGAUGGAAAAAGCGUCAGAGUAUUUAAGACACGUAAACAAAUAUAUCCUUUCCUAAACAGCAGGAUAUUUGAAGGUUGUCCAUAUGUCCUUGGCUGUCAGACGUUCUCAACAGGGAGACAUUUCUGGGAAGUUACUGUAAGAAAUACAAAAGGAUGGCGUGUAGGGAUUACCGACAAGGCAUUGAACGUAAGGCAUCUUGAUGAGCACGCCAGCCACUGGCAGGUUUAUAAAUGGGAAAAGAAAUACGGGACCUACUCUCCGUCAGUACGCUCUGAACUGGUCCUGACUGAGGAGCUCACGAGGAUCCGCAUCUCUCUCAACUGCGAAGGAGGACAAGUGAGCUUUUUUGAUGCCAGGACCGCAGCACUGCUCUGUACAUUCUCAGACACUUCCUUGGUUGGAGAGACCCUUCUGCCCUGUUUCUUUUUGCGUGAUGACGCUUUAAUGACACUCCCCUAAAAGAGGGGACCUCCAUAGGCAAACCUUUGCAAAAAUCCCUAUUUGCUAAGCUGUAGUCGCUGAAAGCCUUUAAAACAGAGGUUCCUUAGCUUUUUGGCUACUACACCUUCCUUGGAUGCCACACUGAGUUGCUUGCGGUUGUGUAGCCUUGGAAAUGGAAAGAAUGGGUCAGUCAAUCAAUUUAAAAAAUGAGGUGUCCUGUGGGAGCUUUAUAGGCUUUAGUGUUAUGUGUUCAAGUGUAUCAAUAUUAAGGAUACCUUAUCUUACACGGCUAAACCCAUAAAUCAUGGGUUUUAGAUGUCCGUCACAGCUCUCCUUCCCAUUUAUGUAUCCUGCUUGUUUCUUUAAUGUUUAGUUGCAAUCAGUGAGUGUGUAGGUUCCCAUAAUUUAAUAUAUUCUGUUUUCUUUCCCUUUUUUUCUUUCUUUUUUUCUGUUUCUUUUUAAAUGUACACAAUAAUCAUAAUCCCAACAAACUAGCAGGGCUUCAGCAAAUAUUAGACUCAAUGUAAGAUUUACAGCUUCCUAGGCUUUUUUUUUAUA